UUACCUCAGACGAGAUGAUGUUAAAAUGGACCGAGAAAACUGUAAAAGCUGAGGGCGUGGAUUUACCAAACUAUCAAAUUUCCGUUGCGAAUUUCACAGACGGCGUCUUGUCUGAAGAACAGAACUCAUUGGCAGGGGGUAUAUUCUCCUUCCUGAACGUGACUCUACAACUUUCCAGAAUGCCUAAAGCAUAUGGAUCCAUGUAUUUUGCUCCAUACCCAUUGUUUUUCACAGUUGCCGUAACUUCUUUUGGAUUCAAAGACCAAAUAGGUUCGCGGAUCAUUGUGUGCACUUCUGGAAUAUCGACAUCUGUGCUGCAAUGGAUAGCCAUCUAUUCAAGACUACCUCCUGUUUGGUACCUUACGUAUCUAGACGGCUGGAUUAUCGCCCAUAUUGUUAUCAUUGGAAUUCUUCUAGUAUAUCAUUCAGUUUGGUAUAUGUUUUUACAUCAGUCUCGCAAGGAACAAGAUCAGUUUGAAGACUUACUUAAGGAAAUGCAUGCUAUAACCAUUGACGUACGAGAUUACAAAACUUGGCCUGAGUUCCUUGAACAACUGUCGGAUGAGGCAGCAGCGAAGCUAAUAACAGCUUUUCCGGAAAAAGUUGACAAGAACAAGUAUUUCAAAAGAUAUCAAAAAAGUCGUGAAAGAAAACACAUCAGAAAUACCAACAAUGAAGUCAGUCAGUUUGCAGAUGUGGUAAAGGAAGUGCAAAGAAGAACACCUGACAUGUCGUGUUGCAAAACACUCAGCACACUACUGGAAUCUGAACAAUUGUCAGGCAAAGCAAGAAGGAAGUUAAUAAACGAUCCACGAUAUAUGCUGAUAUGUAAUCGUGAUAGGGAGAAGUAUUAUGAAGGAUACAUAAAACGUAUGGACAGCAACAAGUUCGUUAAAGCAAUUCAGAAAAACCUCGUCGACUUCUGGACCUUUGUGGCAGUUAUGGUUCUUUACAGCUUGAUAGUUAUUCUGUUCUCUUUAUGGGCGGAAUUCCAAUGGCGAUGGACUCUUAUGCUUUUAAUUGAUGCAGUCAUCGUUGCGCUUUUACUGCUUGUUUUCAAAUGGUCGUGGUGCAGGCAGCGUAUGAGAAGUUUCUGUAUAAAAUAUAUUAAACGGAUUAGAGCCCGCAGCCCUUACGGGUCCAGGAUACCAUUGAAUGAAGAUCGAAAACCAAAUUAUAAAGGUAUAGAUUCGACAGGUUCAGAGGGAAAAGACAAAGGGGAGUGUGGUGGGUCUAUGGUAGGACAAACGAGCAACUUGUAAAAAUCAAAUCUUCAUUCACAUCGGUGAUUUGUGAGCAAAGAAUGUGAAAAAUGUGCAAAACAUCCAAUUAUAAUAAAAAAUCAAACAAGUCAUGGUAUAAGACUAUACCUGCUGCUAGUAGAUAAUCUUCGACCAAAUAAAAAUAGAAGAAACAUUGAAUUAUCUGUAGCUGAAACAAACAGUACAAACCUAACGUUGAACUAGAUACACGUGGUCUUAACCUUGUAUAGUGGCGUGUGUUUGUCUGUACAUUUUAAUCACUAUCAUAAUCGGUGUGUGCUAUUUGUGCUGUGUAAUGAAAUAUUUACUUUUUU
Mercenaria mercenaria is the source of this 1576-nucleotide messenger RNA. RefSeq lists its product as uncharacterized. Lineage: Eukaryota; Metazoa; Mollusca; Bivalvia; Venerida; Veneridae. Bases 15 to 1262 code for a protein of 415 amino acids. The transcript is spliced from 9 exons. The record is from RefSeq and is a predicted model, not a curated record.